GCGUGAGUGAGUGUGUGUGUGUGUGAGUGAGUGUGUGAGUGUGUGUGUGCGUUGGUGCGGCCGGAUUAUGAGGACAAAAUGCAUGAAUACGUACCGACUCUAUGAGGACACACCGUAACUAUGAGGACAGUGCUGAUGUCCUCAUAAGUCGAGCAGUGCAGAAAGGCUUAUAAGGUUGUUCCUAACCACCUCCCGCGUUUUCUCAAUAUGUCCUUAUAAACACGUUGUUCCCGUUUUUCUGUGUGUAUGUGUGUAUGCUCAGUGUGUAUAAUCUCCCCCUAUUGAAAAUUUGGUGCUACUGCGGUUUCAUACACAUUUCAUACACCUAGACCCGCCCAAGCGCGCGUUUCAUUGGUGGAACACUGGAAUCCUCGUCAGUGAUUGGCUGGAUUUGACAUCGUGACCGUCAGCUCGCCCCGCCUCUGAUCUUCAAUCGUCUUGAUGCAAGGUGUGACGGAGAGAUUAAUAACAAUAAUAAUUAAGAUUAAUUAGCAGAAUUCCAGCGAAAUUGGCGAGCUAUAACGGGAGAUUUUCACUUGAUCAUGUCAAAGUCAACAUGGUGAGAAAGAAGAGAAUAAAACCUGAGCAGGAUGCAAAAGAACACAUAUUGUCGGACAAAGACAAAGCCUUCAUCGAGGGACAACAAAUCAACACAUUUAAAGGGAGAGGUGUGUUUGCUCUUGAGCACAUUGAAUUAUCCACCUUUGUUGUUGAAUACCGUGGGAUUCUCUCUCAAAGUAAACAUGUUGAAGAUGUUGAAGGCAACUACUUGUUUGACUUCACAUGGAAUGGAACACGUUAUUGCACAGAUGCUACUAAAGUGGACGGUUCACUUGGGCGACUGCUGAAUGAUGAUCACAGAAAUCCAAAUUGCAAAGUCAAGACAAUAAUUGUUGACGGAAGACCACACCUGUGCCUAUUUAGUAUAAGAGCUAUCUUUCCAGAUGAGGAGGUCACGUACAACUAUGGGGAUUCCUCGUGGCCUUGGCUUUUAAGGGAAUUGUGUGACGAGACAUCAGUGACUGUGACUGAAUGCAGUGUGAAUCCUUCCUCAUCAGUGAACGAGAAAUUACAGGAAUUGUGUGACGAGACAUCAGUGACUGUGACUGAAUGCCGUGUGAAUCCUUCCUCAUCAGUGAACGAGAAAUUACAGGAAUUGUGUGACGAGACAUCAGUGACUGUGACUGAAUGCCGUGUGAAUCCUUCCUCAUCAGUGAGUGAGAAAGAAUUGUGUGACGAGACAUCAGUGACUGUGACUGAAUGCCGUGUGAAUCCUUCCUCAUCAGUGAGUGAGAAAGUGAUCAUGACCUGUAAAGACAAGUCAAAGACCGUUGCGAAGAAAGGAGAUUCAGCUUUGACUGGAGAUGAAAUGGAAUUGGGUGACGAGACAUCAGUGACUGUGACUGAAUGCCGUGUGAAUCCUUCCUCAUCAGUGAACGAGAAAUUACAGGAAUUGGGUGACGAGACAUCAGUGACUGUGACUGAAUGCCGUGUGAAUCCUUCCUCAUCAGUGAGUGAGAAAUUACAGGAAUUGUGUGACGAGACAUCAGUGACUGUGACUGAAUGCCGUGUGAAUCCUUCCUCAUCAGUGAGUGAGAAAAGACCAAAUCGAGGAACACUGAAAAGGCCAUGGAGCCCAAAUGAAGUGAAUGCUGUCAUGAAACAUUAUUCCAUAUUUCAAAGGGACACCUUUCAACAAAAACCGAGUGUGAGCAGUGCAAGACUGCAGAGGACCCUGUUCUGAGAGAAAGAACAGUCCAAAAUAUAAGGGGCUUCGUGAGGAACCGAGGUUUGAUGUUGGAAAAAAAAAGUUCUUAGAGAGUUCCUAGAGAGAUCAUUUUGGCCUUACAUUAAUGUGUGUGACUUUUGUUCUGCAAAAUUGUCUAAAAUGUUGUUGGGCCACUGAAUUUAUAAGCAGAAGAGUCUGACUCAGGUCUAUAUUUUGUGCUGAAGACAUCCUUUUAUUUACUUUUGUUAAAACAUUGUUUUUAUAGAAAUGUACAAAUAAUUGCAUUUUUAUUGGAAGGCAGUAUAAUUUGUUUUUUCCACUGGUACUGUGUUGCUGAGUGAAUUUUGUGGCCCAUACCCUGUUGCACUUUGGUCCCAUAAACAUACUUAUUU
This is a messenger RNA of Megalobrama amblycephala (Wuchang bream), 2121 nucleotides long. RefSeq names its product histone-lysine N-methyltransferase, H3 lysine-36 specific-like. The transcript is spliced from 13 exons. The coding region runs from base 557 to 1744 and encodes 395 amino acids. Lineage: Eukaryota; Metazoa; Chordata; Actinopteri; Cypriniformes; Xenocyprididae. Gene Ontology annotation, molecular function: protein binding. The record is from RefSeq and is a predicted model, not a curated record.